Microbotryum saponariae is the source of this 785-nucleotide messenger RNA. Lineage: Eukaryota; Fungi; Basidiomycota; Microbotryomycetes; Microbotryales; Microbotryaceae. The record is from the annotation of a GenBank genome assembly.
AUGAUUUUGUAAGCUCCCUUCCCACAAAGCCCACAACUCUCUCGGAACAUGGCACGCUGAUACCAGUUUGCGGCGUCUCUCCCGACAGCUGCAAUUACUGCGCCAACCUCUUGGUCGUCAUCGACUCGGGAGCGGGCAACAAAUGGGCGUGCAAGACCUGCCCUUACGAGUACCCGAUCAAGAAGAGUGUCAGUCAAGGUCCUGUCCUGGAAGGAGGCGAACUGAAGAACGCUCUGAUACUGACGACUAGUCGAGUUCAACUUGGGGGGCAGUAUCGCGAACGGGAGUUCCUGACCAGGAAAGAGGUCGAUGAUGUGCUCGGUGGGGAGGAUAGCUGGAAGAAUGUUGAUUCGACGGCAUGUACGUCUUUGCCCUGGCCGUGGUUGAACACGUGCGAAAUUCAUCCCAUGAUGAAGCUGACAUUGCCCCUCCCCCCUUCCCCCUUCCCCCUUUUCUCCCCCUUAAGACGAUUGCCCGAAAGAAUGCGGCGCCAACCGAGCGUUCUAUAUGCAGAUUCAAAUUCGAUCCGCGGAUGAACCUUCAAGUCAGUCCUUCUUUCUACAGUGUUGGUGAAAAGGACCCUCGCCGAUCGAAACCUAACGUUUCGAUUCGGUGAUUUUCGGUUUCGUAACAACCAGCUACUUUCUAUCGGUGAGUGCCUUGCUUCCGACUCCGAAGAGGUCCUCCCGAGCACUACUGACUUUCGGACCCGGAACCCUUUCCUCCUACUCCUUUCCGAAAGGUGUACAAACGCGAAAUGCGCAUUCCAAUGGCGUGAGAACUGA